UGUGCACCACAUUCCCUCUCCUUCCAGCAAAAAGACUCUCUCCUCUGCGCCCCAGCAAUGACAUCCUUCAGCAGCCGUAGUUUCAUGUCUUCUGGAGGGGGCUUCGGUGGAAGCUCCAUGCGGGGAGCUUCUAUGGGAGGCAUGUCUCGGUCAUCUGUAAUUGGCGGUGGAGGCAGUGGAGGCGGUGGCCGCAUAAGCGCCAUGCGUGCUGGCAGCGUGUAUGGGGGUGCAGGAGGCUACGGGGUCCGUAUUUCCACUGGGGCAAGCACCUUUGCAGCUGGUGGCGGCGGCGGCGGUGGAGCUGGCUUUGGCUUUGGUGGUGGCGCUGGUGGUGGAGGAGGGUUUGGCUUUGGUGGUGGCGCUGGAGGAGGCUUUGGAGGAGGCGAUAUGGACCUCAACGUGACCGUCAAUGAGAAGGCAACCAUGCAGAACCUAAACGACCGUCUGGCAACCUACCUGGAGAAGGUGCGCUCGCUGGAGAAGGCCAACGCAGAUCUCGAGCUGAAGAUCAGACAGUUUCUGGAGAACAAAACCUCACCUUCUGCGAGAGAUUACUCUGCCUACCAGGCCACAAUCAGCGACCUGCAAGAUAAGAUCCAAGAUGCCACUCGUGUCAAUGGGGGAGUCUACCUUGCCAUCGAUAAUGCAAAAUUGGCCGCUGAUGACUUCAAGACCAAGUAUGAGAACGAGUUGGCCAUGCGUCAGUCUGUGGAAGCAGAUAUCGCUGGGCUGAAGAGACUCCUUGAUGAGUUGACAUUGGCAAGAUCCGACCUGGAGAUGCAGAUUGAAGGCUUAAAGGAGGAGCUUAUCUUCCUCAAGAAGAACCACGAGGAGGAACUGGCAUCCAUGCGCAGUCAAAUGACUGGUUCAGUGAAUGUGGAGGUGGACGCAGCUCCUCAGGAGGAUCUGAACCGUGUGAUGACUGAGAUCCGUGAGCAGUACGAGGGAGUCGCUGCCAAAAACCGGCGUGACCUAGAGGCCUGGUUCCAAACCAAGUCAGAGACACUGACUAAGGAGGUUGUGGCCAGUACAGAGACCCUCCAAGUGUCCAAGACUGAAAUCACAGAGCUUAGACGCACCCUUCAAGGCCUGGAGAUCGAGUUACAAUCUGAACUCAGUAAAAAAGGGUCUCUUGAGGGAACUCUUGCAGACACAGAAGCACGUUACUCCAUGCAGCUGACUCAACUACAGGGUCGGGUAACAAGUCUGGAGGAGCAGAUCGUUCAGCUCAGAGCUGACACGGACAGACAAUCUCAGGAGUACAAAAUGCUGUUGGACAUCAAGACCCGGCUGGAGAUGGAGAUUGCGGAGUACAGGAGACUGCUGGAUGGAGGAGCAAGCAGCUUCACCACUACUGGUGGAGGAGGAGGAGGAGGAGGAGGAAUGAGCUCUACCAAAUCCGUCAUGGUGAAGACCAUUGUGGAAGACAUUGUUGAUGGACAAGUGGUGUCAAGUACUACUAAAUAAACACCAAACACCACUGUCACACCAGUUUUCAGGCUUUCCACUGUGAUCCACUGUUUCAGAAUAAAAUCAGUGAUGACGCAGAAA
Messenger RNA from Onychostoma macrolepis, 1551 nucleotides. It is a transcript of the gene krt15, whose product is annotated as keratin 15. NCBI's taxonomy places the organism in Eukaryota, Metazoa, Chordata, Actinopteri, Cypriniformes, Cyprinidae. The transcript is spliced from 7 exons. The record is from RefSeq and is a predicted model, not a curated record. Bases 58 to 1467 code for a protein of 469 amino acids. Gene Ontology annotation, molecular function: structural molecule activity.